Messenger RNA from Megalopta genalis, 1561 nucleotides. RefSeq names its product optic atrophy 3 protein homolog. NCBI's taxonomy places the organism in Eukaryota, Metazoa, Arthropoda, Insecta, Hymenoptera, Halictidae. Gene Ontology annotation, biological process: regulation of lipid metabolic process. The record is from RefSeq and is a predicted model, not a curated record. Gene Ontology annotation, cellular component: mitochondrion.
CUCUCGAAGCAAACAGCUGUGUUGUGUCUCUACCAUAAACAGUGCAUCUUGCCUCAGUAAUGAUUCGCAAGCCAAUCAAAGAGAAACAAUUUCUAGUCCUAUUCUAGGACUAGCUUACCGAUCAUGCUACGGCCCGAAGUCGUGCAGGAGUAUGAUCCAUUCAUAGAAUUCACUAUGUCAAGGUCCAUAAACAUGCAAAGUAACAUAGACGUGUUGAUAUGUAUGUAUGUACAUACAUAGCAUGACCUCCCUAUCGUACCAUGAUGGCUGUCUCCACCGUCUUCGCUACACUCUGAACCAUCUGAAUUGAACUAAUUUCAGAGAUUUUUCGGAUGUGACGCGAACAAUUUUUAAUCGCAGGUGUUGGAAAUAUUCAGUGAAAAUGGUAGUGGGUGUAUUUCCGGCUCUCAAGUUGGGAGUGUUGUUUGUUAAACAAAUCAGUAAACCUAUAGCAAAAUUUCUUGUUAGUCAAGCGAAAAAUCAUCCUCUAUUUAGGACCUAUUUUAUCAUACCUCCAGCGCAAUUUUAUCAUUGGGCUGAAGUAAAAGCUAAAAUGUAUGUUAUGAAUCUUGGUAAACCCACAAAGGUUGCCAAACUGAAUGAAGCUAUGGCAAUAGAAUUAGGAGCAAAUUUGAUGGGAGAAGUAAUCAUUUUUAGCGUUGCCGGUGGUUGCUUAGUGUUAGAAUAUAAUCGUCAAGUAGCGAAAGAAGCAAAAAAAGAGGAAGCACGCCUUGAACAAAUACAGAACUUUAUCAGCAAUAUUGAAAAAUUAAAUACAAUUAUGUCCAAACAAGAAGCCGAAAUACAAUAUCUACAGGAGGCUGUUGAAUCUUUAUCAAAAUAUACAAAAUACAAACUGCCAACCAAACGUAUAGCAACAGAAACAAGCAAUCAAAAUGAUCAAUUGAACGGGAAACAGAAUGCUGAUACAUGUAAGGAUAUACAGAAUGAUGGACAGUCAUUAGUUGAGAAAGCUAUAGUAUAUUAUCAGAACGAUGUAAGAACAGACAAACUCAAGUAACUGUAAUUUUAUAACUUUAUUAACCCUCGGCCGACAGCAACUUGCAAAGCAUACGUACGAUGAUUAUGUGCAAAUUCAGCCCCCUUGUAUUACGAAAACAGGGCAUAACAAUAGCUGAAGGUACCACCACACGCAACCGCGCAACUCGCUUCAUAGUCACCAUGAGGAAGAAAGAAUUCCUCUGGGUCAGAUAUUUUUUUUCAUAUUCUGUGUGUCGGUAGCGCCGAGUAUUUACCACCUGCUCACGCACACUGUUACAGCGCCGUUAUGUGAGCAAAAUUUGUCUGUAACAGUCGGCUGAGGAUUAACAAAUGUGAUAGUGUCGGUAUAAUACGAUGACAGCAACAAAUAAGAAAUACAUUUAUAAUGCUGCAGUGUACAUAAAAAAUACUUUCUAUAGCAUAUAUAGUAAAAGAUUUUGUAUAUAAUUGAAGGCACAGGGUCAGAAAAUAUCUGAUAUUUUCUACUUAGAUCUUCACAUAUGUGAUUCCUUUUUUAUUUUCAAUGAUAUUUGAGACUAAAUAUAUUUUUUUAAAAAGA